Chlamydomonas reinhardtii is the source of this 6659-nucleotide messenger RNA. RefSeq lists its product as uncharacterized. Gene Ontology annotation, molecular function: phosphorelay sensor kinase activity; histidine phosphotransfer kinase activity. Gene Ontology annotation, biological process: phosphorelay signal transduction system; protein autophosphorylation; cyclic nucleotide biosynthetic process. The record is from RefSeq and is a predicted model, not a curated record. Bases 152 to 4657 code for a protein of 1501 amino acids. Gene Ontology annotation, cellular component: membrane. The transcript has 16 exons. Lineage: Eukaryota; Viridiplantae; Chlorophyta; Chlorophyceae; Chlamydomonadales; Chlamydomonadaceae.
CCUUUACCUGUUUUCCUUCUUACUAACAAUGGGGCCAUAGGACAACACGCUUUGGGCAAGAAGCAGGGGCGAGUUCACCUUCACUCGAAACAAUCGAAUUCCCUAUCCUUGGUUCUUAUGGCACUGGCCCACUGGCCCUUUACGCCUUGAAAUGGCACCCACCGGCAGCCUGCCGUCCCAUCUGCAGGACAGGAUAGACGCUCUAGAGACCAAUCAGAGGGACACAGAUGCACAGGCAUUUCAGAAGGCCGUGGAAAGGCGCGCCCGCGUCAGCUUUUCGGUCGCCAUAGCGGGGUUUGGCGUUUUGCUAUACCUCCUGGCCUCAUACCUCAUCUGCACGAGUAACCUUGGCGACCCAGAGCUCACUGCCCAGUUCCACGCUCAGGCGGACCCGAAUGCAUACACAUGGCCAAUGGUAGCUUUCGGCACAGCCUUUGGGCUAAACUUCAUCACGCUGCUGUUCGAGCGCGAGAGCGCCAAGUUUCAGCUGGCGCUGCUGGCAUGCUACAUCAACUUCCUGGCAGGCUUCAGUGACUACAUGUCAUGGAAGGGCUACGCGCCCAUCGUCCGGGAUUCCUGGGGGCAGGGCUUCCAGCUGCUGCGCACGGUGAUGUGGUUGCUCACCACCCCGGCGAUGGUCUACCUGUUGUCCAUCAUCUCGGACUUCAGCCGACUGAAGGUGUACUCGGUGAUGCUGGCGGACGUGCUGAUGAUCACAUUCGGCAUUCUGGCCUUCCUGGCGUACAACAAGGUCAUGUCCAUCCUGUUUUACAUGGUGGCCUGGUGCCUGUUCGCCUACGUGGUGCACAGCAUGUGGAGCAUGUUCCAUGCCUCCAUAGCUGAGGCGCGGCACGACAGCAGCCGCGUCAGUCUGGAGGUGCUGCGCCUGUUCGCAGUGGGCCUGUGGUUCACGUUCCCGGUCAUCUGGAUUGUUGUGAAGAUGGGCCUGGUGGACAUCCGCACCGAGGAGUGGACCUGGUGCGCGUGCGACUUCCUGGGCAAGGUCAUGUUCAGCAGCUCGCUGCUGCACGGCAACUUCCUCACCAUUGAGCAGCGCCGACUUAUCGCCAUGCGCAUCGUGGAGGAGGGCAACCGCAUCCAAGUGAUCCAGGAGCUCAAGGACCUGGUGGAGCAGAAGGAGCGCUUCAUGAGCUCCAUGAGCCACGAGCUGCGUACGCCGCUCAACGGCAUCAUCGGCCUCAGCGACGCGCUGCUGGUGGGCAGCUGCGGCGAGAUCAACGACCAGGCGCUCAAGACCAUCACCACCAUCAAGACCUCGGGCGCACGAUUGCUCAACCUCAUCAACGACAUCCUGGACGCAGCCUCCAUGCGCAAGGGCAAGCUGACGAUCAAGCACGAGAAGGUAAACCUGAAGCGGGUGGUUGACGACGUGAUCGACCUGUGCCAGCCGCUGGCUAAGCGCGGCGUCAAGCUGGUGAACGAUCUGCGAGAGAACGUGCCCUUCGUGCUGGGAGACACAGGCCGCAUCAUACAGGUGUUCCACAACCUGAUCGGCAACAGCUGCAAGUUCACCCACAGCGGCAACAUCUCCAUCAGCGCCGCCGUGAAGGACGACGAGGUGGAGGUGGCGGUGGCAGACACGGGCAUCGGCAUCCCCGAGGACAAGUUCGACCAGAUCUUCCUGGCCUUUGAGCAGGUGGACAUGUCCGUCACGCGCAAGUACGGCGGCACGGGCCUGGGCCUCAACCUGGUCAAGCAGCUGGUGGAGGCGCACGGCGGCCGUAUCAGCGUCAAGAGCCGCGAAAACCAGGGCACCACAUUCUACUUCACUCUCAAGAUCCAUUCCGAGCACCCAAACGAGGGGCAGCCACAGAUGACGCCGACUGAGUCUGUGGCUGCCAUCCCGCCGCCCGAGCACUCCCAGUUGGCAACCGUCCGCGGCACGGCUCCGUCCGCGGGCGGCCUUCCCCCCUCCUCCUCCGGGGCCACCGCCGGCCCCCGCCGCGCGCCUUCGCGCCGCGGCUCGUUCACGGACAAGAUGCUGGGCGCGCUGGGCGCCGGCAUGGGCGGCCACCACAAGAAGCCGCCCUCGGAAACUGGCAAGAGCUCACUGGGGCCGCAUGGAGGGGCGGGCGCGGGGGCAGGGGGUGCGGGGGCAGGCACGGCAGCCGCAGCCGCGGGGGGCAGUGCGGGGUAUGCGUCCGCUGCCGCGCCGCGCCCGAGCCAGACGCCCUCCUCCCCGUCCGCCGCCGUCGCCACCGCCGCCGCCGCCGGCCAGCAUGACGAUAGGGAAUCGCGCGAUGGGCCUUACGCUAGCAACGCUGGGCCUGGGGGCGGCGGCAACGCGGGUCAGGGGUCUGCGAUGGUGCGGCGUGUGAGCCGUGAUGCGCACGGCUCCAACCCGCCCAAUCCCAAGAGCGUCACGGCCGGCCCGCAGGUGAGUGGGCCCAUGAGCCUGUCUGACGCGGCUGCGCUGAUGAAGGGCGCCCUGAAGCGCAAGAGCUCGUUCCGCGAGAGGGGCGCCAAGGUGCGGGUGCUGUCUGUGGACGACGACCCGGUCAACCAGCUGGUCAUCCAGAACCUGCUGGCGCCAGUGGGGUACGAGAUCCUGCAGGCCAUGGACGGGCAGGAGGCCCUCAAGGUGCUGACGGAGGAGGAGCGGCUGCCGGACGUGAUCCUGCUGGACGUCAUGAUGCCGGGCAUGAGCGGGUACGAGGUGUGCCGCAAGCUGCGCGAGAUGUACCCGCUGUCCUGCAUCCCCGUCAUCAUGAUCAGCGCCAAGUCCAAGGAGGAGCACAUCGUGGAGGGACUGGCGGCCGGGUCCAACGACUACGUGGUCAAGCCCUUUGGCCGCCAGGAGAUCCUGGCGCGCAUCGCCGCACACCUGCGCUUCCGCGACACCGUGUACCAGGCGGGCGAGAUCGCGGGCGCCAUACCCGGCGACGUGCGGCCGGAGCGCGUGCUGCUGCGCGGCGGCGCCAACGGCGGCGGCCUGGACCUGACGCCCUUCCUGACCGGGCCCGCGCGCUUCACCAGCCUGCCGCCGCGCAUCGCCCGCGGCAUCGAGGCCGGCACCACCAGCACCACGCUGCAGAUGUUUGAGAGCCUGACGCUGCUGGAGGUGCGGCUGGUGAACCUGGGCGACCUGCUGGCCUCCGUGCCCGCCUCCGACCUGCUGGUGGCGCUGGCCAGCCUGUUCCACGACCUGGACACGCUGCUGGAGCAGCACGGCUGCUACCUGCUGGAGGGGCUGGACGAGAGCCACCUCAUUGUGAGCGGCCUGGACAAUGUGGGCGACCAGGUGCUGCACGCGCUGGGGCUGGCUCGCAGCCUCAUCGCCGCCGCUGACACAUUUGCGCUGGGCGGCCGCCGCUCCAAGCUGCACCUGGCCGUGGGCGUGCACACCGGGCCGGCCCAGGGCGUGCUGGUGGGCUACAGCCACCCGCUCAUCUUCUUCACCGGCCAGCUGCCGGCAGAGGUGCACAUGCUGCAGGCCACUUGCCCGCCCAACUGCGUGCAUGUGUCGGCGCGCGUGCUGGAGUCCGUGGCCCACUCUGAGCGGGAGCACUUUGUCCCUGCGGGCGUGAUGGCCAGCGGGGCCACCACCUACCUGAUGAAGGUGGGCGGCUGGGAGGGCGGCGGCAUCGUGGCCGCCAGCGAGGCCACCAGCCGUUGGAGCAAGGCCAAGCGCGGCAUGCACGACGGCCUGGCCACGGACGCGCGGCGCAUGCGGCCCAUCCAGCUGGCGCUGCUGGACAUGGCGCAGGCCAACCCCGCCUUCCUGGUCGACAUCGCCUCAGCCGCACACGGGGCCGCAGGAGGCGGAGCCGGCACCUCCAGCGACGGGCAGGGCGAGCGGGGUGGCGGUGGUGGCGGCAGUGAGGAGCUGAGCAAGCUAAAGCGCGAGUAUGAGAGCCUGGAGCGGCAGAUGGAGGAGGUGUCGGGCGAGGCGGCGCGGCUGCAGGACCUGGUGGACGAGCUGGAGGAGCAGCUGCUGGCGCGCAGCAACACCGCGGCCGCCUCCACCGCGGCCACCGCGGCCGCCAGCCAGCAGGCGGCGGUGGCGGCGGCGGACGCGGCGUCGCUCAAGGCGCAUGUGGCAGAGCUGGAGGGGCAGCUGGCGGAGGCGGCGCGGGAGCGCAAUGGGCUGGAGGCGGCUCUGGCGGAGAUGGAGCAGCGGCUGGUGGCCACACACGCCGCCCUGGCCACUGCCAACCAUGAGGCAGCCGACAGAGCCCGCGCGCACACGCCCGCGCCGCAGGAGCUGCCGCCGCACCACCCGCACUCAGCGUCUCGCUCGCACUUGCACGUGCUGCCGCAGCAGAACACGCCGCGGGUGGAGACGGCGUCCAUGGCCCCCAGCGCCAGCGGCAGCGAGGCCAACUUUGCCUCGGGCCUCAGCGCGCUGGGCGGCGGCAGCCUGUUCGGCGGCGGCGCGCUGAUGCCGCGCGGUGCCAUGCCGCUGGGUGUGCCCAUGCGCAUGCCCAACCUGGCGGCACUGCGCGCACACGCGGGCGACAUGCGCGGCCUGCUUGAUGAGCUGGGCCUGGGCUCGCUGGCCUCGCGGUUCGAGGCUGAGGACGUGAGCCCGGGCCUGCUGCCCUACCUGGACGACGCCGCCAUGCGGGAGCUGGGCGCCAGCAGUGUGGGCGCGCGCCUCAAGCUGAGGCUGGCGGCGCAGGCGCUGUUCAUGUAGGGCGCAGUGCCGUAGAGCCGCCUGUCAGCCGCAUCCAGCCCCGGCACCAGGUGCCGGGGCCCUAGGACCGCGAAAGGUGGUGCUAAGCUGAAGGCUGACGCCCGACGGGCCCGGGGCGGUGUGUGCGUUGAGCCCCUGCUGGCUCCAUCCGUCAAACGCAUGCGGUUUCUUGUAGCGCGCGGGGCGCAAGGACUGAAGUCGUUACUUGCGUUCGUGGUUGUGUGGGUCAGGUACUAUCAACGGCAUGCAAAUGCGGCACUUAAUCCUAUGUUGGGUGUCAGUAGUGGCGGUGUGCGGGAGCGGUCCUGGGGAAAUGCGGAUGGUCUGCCUGCAUCUGAACGACCAGGGCUGUGCGAUGUGCUCCUGGCCUCUGCCGUGCCGUCGUGAAGGGGUGUUCAGACGGGGUCGAUACGAAACUAAGGGUGUGCCAUGGUUUUGGGGGGCGCGGGACGACGCAGUUGGCUGCACAUCCUCCUGCUGGUCAUGCGUGCCCUGUAGUCGCGUGUUUGGUGUGUACUGAACCUGAAACCGUUUGCACUCCCGUGGCACGUACUUGCGACCGGAGCAGGAAGUAGGCGCUAGAGGCGCCUGGGGGGGGGCGGGCGGGGGUGGCGCCUCGGGUCCAGCGCCCCUGCACGCGGCGCAAAGGCCGACGAUGACCAAAGCUGAGAGCUGAUGGCCCCCGCCCGGGCGAAUGCCUGGGUGUUGAGGACUCCAGAUAAUGAUAUCCAAGAAGGCAGGGACGCGCUUGGGGACGCGUGCGCACCGGUAGGUCUGUUUGUUGUGCUGGCGUGCGGACGAGCGGUGCGGCAGCACGACUUCCUAACCGGGGGACACUAAAGACUGGGUGUUGGUCUGGCGCACCAUCAUUGGUACGAAACAAGAAAGGUGGCUCUCCCUCUCAAGGGACGUGGUCUGCGCCCACGCCACGUUUGUGCAAUGUCUGAGGAGGAAGUGGCGCGAAGUGUACGAGAGAAAUUUAUUGGGCAGUGAUCAGAGUAGAAGGGUAAAAGGCCGUAUGGCAAGGAUAUGCUCAUGGGGCAAGGCAUAUAAAUGGUUGAACCGCGUUGCGGAAACGGUGAUGGGUCGCGGCGUGUUGGGGCGUUGAGCACAAAUGGUUUGGUGCAAGCAAGCCGCUGUUGUAGCAUGGUCGGGGUGCGAGAGGACAGAGGCACAUGGGGUCACUUGCUGUUGCUUAACUUGGGUGAGGGGGCACACGGCUGGGCAGCGGCCCUGGCAGGGGGCGCAGUGUGCCCGAGCAGCUGGCCAUUCGAGGAAUCAAUUUAUCCAGAGGGCAGGUGAACCAGUUCAGGCAGAUACGAGGUACGGUACGAGUUCGGGUCGGUGAUUACGCUUGGAGCGUGUCCGAGUGGUCCGUGGACCAUGGUCAAUCUGGUUGUGGAUGGGCUGGUGGUCUGGCCUCAACACUGGACGGAGUCAACACUUGCAAGCCACGAACGGCCAACUGCAUCACGCUAUGGAGCAGGAAGGAUGUGUAUCGCAGGCACUGAACUGCCAGUGGCCCAGCGAUGUGCAAGCGCUGCUAUGGCCGCAACCACACACGCGCAAGCGCAGGUGCCAGCCACUGGACGGUGACCUGCUGGCGCUGCUGCAGGAUGAGGAGGACGAGGAGGAGGUCAUGGCGUGAGGAUGAUGGUGGUGGUGGUUGUGGAGGAGAGCGACUCUGACGGAGAUUAUGGGUUAGUGGGUACCUGGUGGGGUGGGGUGGGGAGUGGUCAUCACAGCACAGGGGGGCGAUGAGGUGCGUGCUGUCCAUUGCGUGUGCUUGCGUGGGGUCCAGAGCAGGGUGUUCGUUCUCGACGUCACUGGCUCGUUAACUGCGUCAGCAGGUCCCUCUUGUAACCAAUUAUUGACGUGCUUGAAGAAACGCAACACGCACAAGCGAACAUGACGUUGUAGAGCCGAGGCCAGUGAGCUAGCACAAGCAAAAAGAAAAGCGUGAGCAUGAGCAGCGACCGCAACUGCUACGUUACCUUUGACG